AUGCAAAAUCCUUAUAUAACAAGCACUUUAUAUUUUCCAAAAUAAUCAUACUUAAGUAAAUACAAAGGAUUUUAUGAAUUCAAAAAAUAAAAAUAUCAUAGUCCAGAGGAAAGGAAAAUUAAGGAAAGAAGAAUAUAAAAUAAUUAAACAUCUGAUUUUGAAGAAACAAUUUUAAUAACUAAUUCUGCAAAAUAACUAAUACCAUAACGAAGGAUUACUUUUGAAAAUUAAAUUAAUAGUGAUGAGGAGUCUCAUUUCUAUAAAAAUGAAAGUUCACCUUCUCACAGAUACUUAGCAAAUUCUUAGAUGUUAAAAUAAUAAAAAUAAAUAUUACCUUCUCUUCCUUACUAAACUAAUAUUAAUUAAAUAAAACUUUAAGCAAGAUAAUUAUUUGUUAAACCAUUUAUUAAAAAAUAAAAAAGUCUUGAUCAUGUAGUUUAAAUUUGUUAUUCUAAUAAAUAUUUUGCUCAAUUAAAAGAAGGAACUAGUUUAAAAUGUUUAUUUAAGACUGCAGCCUUAAAAGAAGAGAAUUAUGAUAAAAUUUUAAUUAUUUAAUUUGAAAGUAAUAAAUUAUCUAUAAAUUUAGAUCUUAUAUUAAAAAGAUCAUAUUCAUUUUGGGAGAACUAAACUGAAAUAACUAAUUGUGGUAUCAGUUUAGGAACAAACAAUUAAGAAUAAUGUGAGAAUUCAUAUUGCAUUUGUAAUUUGAGAAGAGAAUUUAAAAAUACACUAAAAAUGUACAUCAAUUAUUUUAACAAAGAUUGUCAAAGGCUUUUAUAAUAAUUUUCUUGGUUUAAAAUGCUAAUUUUAUGUUAAAAUGGCAUAAAUAUCUUUAGGAUUAAAAUUAUUAAUAUGAUGCAAUAUACAAAGCUAGAAUAACAAAAGAUGUACGUAUAGGUGGCAUUUAAUUGAAUAGAGUUUUUAAUGAUUUCUAGAAAUUUAAUUUAUCUAAAAUAAUUUACUUUGAUUCAAUUGAUAUAUCGAAUUCAUUCAAAUUACAUCCAGAAGACUUAUAGUAUAAAAUACCAAUAGCUAAUUGCAACAUUGAGACAUCAAUAUUUUUAUUUAGGAAAAAUCUACAAUAAAAGUAGUUUGAUUCAAAUCUGUUAUAUAACAUAUCUAUGGCAAUUUUUUAAGGCAAGGAACAUGUAAUUAGCAAAAAAUAAGUUUAUUUUGAAAAUAUCGAUUUACACUUUGUUUUUGAGUAUUAUUCUUCCUAAAAUUAAAUUAAGAAAACGAAUUAAUUAAGAAAACUUGAUGAAUUAAAAUAAAAAUAUUAGAGAAUUUUACAAACAUUAAAUGAGUCUCAAACAACACAAUCUGAAAAGGAUGAAUAUUUAAUUCAGUGGAUAUAAGCAACAAGGAAUGAUUUUAUCAAUGAUUUUAAGAUGAAAAAGAAUGAAAGAGUUCCUCAAUUUUAUUUUACAAUAGGAGAUGUUAUUGUAAGGAAUUAAAAACUAAAAUGGUAACAUUUUAGCUAUAAAAGUGAAAAAAUAUAAAGUAGAUAUGAACAUCUUUGUAAAUAGAUAACUAAAUUAAAUUAAGAUCAUGAAAAUUUUGAAAAACACUAACAUUCAAUUAAAAUUAAUUGUAUACUUUGUAUUGAAUGA
Molecule: messenger RNA, 1610 nt
Organism: Paramecium pentaurelia
Lineage: Eukaryota; Ciliophora; Oligohymenophorea; Peniculida; Parameciidae
Source: the annotation of a GenBank genome assembly